AUGUCGGGAAGAGGUAAAGGAAAAGGCGGGAAGCGUAAAAGUUCGAGGAGUAGGUCUGGCCGAGCUGGGCUUCAAUUCCCGGUAGGCCGUGUACAUCGUUUCCUUCGAAAAGGAAGUUAUGCCAAACGUAUCGGUGCUGGAGCCCCUGUUUAUCUUGCAGCGGUUCUCGAGUAUCUGACGGCCGAAAUUUUGGAGUUGGCUGGAAACGCAGCAAGAGACAACAAGAAGGCGAGAAUAAUUCCACGUCAUCUUCAGCUAGCAAUCCGUAACGACGACGAGCUGAACAGAUUACUUGGAGGGGUCACAAUUGCACAAGGAGGCGUACUUCCCAACAUCCAAGCUGUGCUUUUGCCGAAGAAGAAGAAUAAAUAG
Messenger RNA from Anneissia japonica, 372 nucleotides. Its product is annotated as late histone H2A.2.2-like. The record is from RefSeq and is a predicted model, not a curated record. The transcript has a single exon. Gene Ontology annotation, molecular function: protein heterodimerization activity; structural constituent of chromatin; DNA binding. Gene Ontology annotation, cellular component: nucleosome. NCBI's taxonomy places the organism in Eukaryota, Metazoa, Echinodermata, Crinoidea, Comatulida, Comatulidae. Bases 1 to 372 code for a protein of 123 amino acids.